This is a messenger RNA of Micropterus salmoides (largemouth bass), 1429 nucleotides long. RefSeq names its product MAD2L1 binding protein. Gene Ontology annotation, biological process: regulation of exit from mitosis. Bases 16 to 1230 code for a protein of 404 amino acids. The record is from RefSeq and is a predicted model, not a curated record. The transcript has 3 exons. Lineage: Eukaryota; Metazoa; Chordata; Actinopteri; Centrarchiformes; Centrarchidae. Gene Ontology annotation, cellular component: nucleus.
UUACAGUCGUUUCCCAUGAUGCAGUGCGGAAUCGACCCGGCGGGGACAUUCAAAACUAUGGCAGAAGACUCCAACAUAUUUAAAUCAACAUCAAACUCAAAAGACGCUGGGAAUACGUCCAUUAUUAACAGUGGAAACAACGAGAUAAAGAUGCGCCUUUCGUUUUCGUCAGAAAAAGAUAUUAUCACGCGGGAGGAACCGAAUAUAACACGUAAAGUCCUAACGUUACAAAGUGUUCCCGACGCGGAACUCGCCGAACAACUCUCACCACGGGCCGUAAACACACGUUUAAAUGCGAAACAAGCAAAUGAAUCGAAAGAUGCCUCCACAGAACAUCGACUCAGUUCAAAACAGCAUAGUGUGAAUAAUACUGAAGAGAAAGAGAACACCGGUAUUCACUCCACAACCAUCACUCCAGAUAACACCCAAGAAGAGGGCUCCUCUGGUCAGAGAAGUUUGCAAGAUUCCAAUGUGACUGCCAGUAAACAACAUAGUAACACAGAGGACAGUGAUGCUGAGGUGGUGAGACAAGCGCAGCACGAAGACCGUGUGAAUGUGGUCUUCCCAGGCACUGUAACCCAGGAAAGCUGCUGCCGCUUCAUCAGCGAGAUCCUCAAGUGCAUUCUCUAUCAGAGGCAGCAGCUACCCAUGACGUAUGACCAGCUGGUGUACUCCCAGAAGAAACAGCAGGCCUCAAUGCAGGAUAAAGACAUAGUGUGUCGGAGGCCGGUGCAGUCUGCAGACAUGGACUGGCGUAAGUGUCAACAAACCCUUCAGGAGCUAGAGGAAUUGCUGCAGCAGCUGGAGGUGCUGUUUUCUCUUAGCAGGGUGCCCCGUGUGCUGCUGCUCAUGGGUGGAUCCCUCAUGCUCCCCAAAGAGCUGUAUGAGAUCAACUUGGAGGCGCUGGUAGUGGCUGGUGGGGAUCAAUGUCUGCGGGUAUCCCCAUGCUUAAGGCAACUCUUCCGCACUCUUUUCGUGGCGGACAUUUUAUCUGACAGCAGACCUGUUCGUUUAAUGCCCACCACAGUCUUAGCGCUGGCUCACAGGGAUUGCGGUGUAGGCUGGUUCCGCCCUAAACUACAAUUUAAAGUGCCAACACGUGUAAAGAACCGGAUUAUUUCUCUGUCUACUGAUCCCAGCACCUAUAAGGAACCAAGAGCAGAAGGGUCAGACGGGCAGGAUUAUGUGUGGUUUCAGGCACCCAUGCCUAUUAAGGGCUUCAGCAACUGAGCCAAAAAGUUAAGGAGUCCUUAGUCUGAGGUUGGAGCUCUCUUUCCAGCAUCCGUAUGCUGCAAUUCAGUUUUAAUGGUGGUUCAAGGGAAUUUUGAACUUGAAUUUAUAUUUGAGCUGUCCAUAUUUUAAUGAAUGAGUUUGUGUUUUUUUACUUAAACGUAUGUCAAUUAAAACAAUAGUGGGUUUAUCGACACAA